Gavialis gangeticus (Gharial) is the source of this 2248-nucleotide messenger RNA. It is a transcript of the gene DDB2, whose product is annotated as damage specific DNA binding protein 2. The record is from RefSeq and is a predicted model, not a curated record. Gene Ontology annotation, molecular function: protein binding; damaged DNA binding. Gene Ontology annotation, cellular component: nucleus; Cul4-RING E3 ubiquitin ligase complex. The transcript is spliced from 11 exons. Lineage: Eukaryota; Metazoa; Chordata; Crocodylia; Gavialidae. Gene Ontology annotation, biological process: response to UV; DNA repair. Bases 83 to 1609 code for a protein of 508 amino acids.
CCCGGGCCCCCGGCGGGCAGGGAGGGCGCGCUGCAGCCGGUCGGGCGCUGCGAGGAGCGGAGGCCGCGGGAGCCCAGACAGAAUGGCCCCUGCCAACCAGCCGAAGGAAAAGAAACACAUGAAGGCUCAUGAGCAUCAGCCAGAGGAAGAGGCAAAGUCAGCUGAGAAAAGGAAACGAGGAUCUGGCGAACUAGAAAAUGAGCCACAAGCAAAGAGACUGUUUGUGAGAAAAGCUUUGAAACCCACAGAGAAAACAGGCUGGGCUAAAGGUGGCUCCACGAUCAGAAACAUGGGGGUGCUUUUCCAUCAGCUGAAGCAGCAGUACAGCAUCAUCCAUUACAUCUACCAGAACAUGCUGGGUGGCUCUAUCCGGGCACAGCUCAGACAGUGUCUCCAGCUGCCCUUCCUGCGUUCUCUCACCUCAUACCGCCUCUUCCGAACAGCAAGCCCCUUUGACAGGAGAGUGACAUGUCUGGAAUGGCAUCCAACACACCCCAGUACUGUGGCUGUGGGCUCCAAAGGUGGAGAUAUCAUUCUUUGGGACUAUGAAGUACUUAACAAAACCUGCUUCAUAAAGGGGAUGGGAGCUGGAGGGGCCAUCACAGGAAUGAAGUUUAACCCUUUUAACCCUAGUCAGCUGUACACAUCGUCAAUUGCCGGCACUACCACCCUGCAGGAUUUUAAUGGCAGUACGCUCCGGGUCUUCACCAGCACCGAGGACUGGGAUUUCUGGUAUUGCAGUGUUGAUGUGUCUGCAAGCUGCCGGUCUGUGGUGACAGGUGAUAACGUGGGUAACGUGGUCCUGCUCAGCACUGGUGGUGAUGAGAUUUGGAAGCUGAAAUUACACAAAAAGAAAGUAACUCAUGUGGAGUUUAACUCUCGCUGCGAUUGGCUCUUAGCCACAGCCUCUGUGGACCAGACAGUCAAAAUCUGGGACCUCAGGAACAUCAAAGACAAGACAAGUUUCCUUCAUGUGCUUCCUCAUGACAAACCUGUCAAUGCUGCUUACUUCAGCCCAACAGAUGGUGCCAAACUCUUGAGCACAGACCAACACAGUGAAAUCAGAGUCUACUCCUCUUCAGAUUGGACCAAACCACAGCACCUGAUCCCACAUCCACAUCGGCAGUUCCAGCACCUCACACCAAUCAAGGCAACGUGGCAUCCUCGUUAUGACCUCAUUGUGGCAGGUCGUUACCCAGACCCCAAGUUCCCCAGCUACACUGUGGAUGAACUGCGAACUGUUGAUAUAUUUGAUGGAAACACUGGGGAGAUGGUGUGCCAGCUCCAUGACCCCAAUGCUUCUGGCAUUAUUUCACUUAAUAAGUUUAAUCCUAUGGGAGACACACUGGCCUCUGGCAUGGGUUUUAAUAUUUUGAUCUGGAGUCGGGAGGAGAUGGUGGCCAAGAAGCAGGAACACCUCUUGAAAGCCAUGACAGAGCAGGGGAUUGGAGGCAGGAGCUCCUCCAAACGUGGGGGGCAGAGACAACCAAAUCAAGGAAAAAGCAAACUCAAAGCCAAGCUGCUUGCUCAGGAACUGGAAGAGACUAAAACAAAGGGCAAAAAUACCAAAUCACAGGGCAGAAAGCAGAAGAAGGAUCUAGAGGAUUGAUCAGAUAAAGCUGUUACUGACACAGUGAGCAAGAGUGCCCUGCAGGUACUAGCUUUCUGCUAUGUCCUUCCUCCCUGAGUGCUACGUUGCUUCCCUUAUUCUCUCAUUUCCCCCUUGAAGGGAUGGUGUCACUGCCCAGCUUCUCCUGUAGAGGGCAUGACACACACACUUUUAUCACUUCUAUCAAGCAUUGUAGGAGCCAGAACAUCAUGCUGUAUGCUAGCAUUCAUUGCAGGAACCAGAAAAGAGCAUUCUUGUACUUAUGCUUGAGGCCUACUCUUUACCAGUCUUGCAGAAUGUGAGGCCAAUGUGGAACGGCCAGGGCUGAGAUGUGGCCCUGCUAAUGCUGUAGUUCAUGUUUUCAGAGUUUUAGUUGCUUUGUUCAUUCCAGUUCUUCCAAAUGUGGGGCUAAAUGUUCCCAAAACAGAACCUGAGGAUUCUCUUCCCACAUCCUUUCUCUUAGUCCCACACCUCAGGGCUGCUGUCAACCUGAAAGAUUUUAAGGUUUAAAGUUUGUGUUUACAAAGCUGCCAAGGGACAGUGUGUACCCCCAAAGACUGCUGGCUGUGGCCCUGGCUUGGGCCCUGCUGGGAUUUUUUGUUCAUAAUAUUGAAGAAUUAAUAAACAUUUUGUACCAUA